GUUUCUGCCACAGGACCAAAAGCUAUAAAUUUACAACAACCAUUGCAAGAUAGCUUGGAUAAUUUAUCAAUUUGGGCUUUAAAGCUUGGCAUCGAUUUCUCUACGGAGAAAACAGAGUUGGUCGUUUUCUCAAGGAAGCGUGAUCCAGCUCAGCUUCAGCUUCAGUUGGUUGGUAGAACGAUAGCCCAAGUCCUGACUUUUAAAUACCUUGGAAUUUGGUUCGAUUCUAAAGGCACAUGGGGAGGCCACAUUAGGUAUCUAAUAACGAAAUGCCAACAAAGGAUAAAUUUUCUGCGAACAAUAACUGGAUCAUGGUGGGGUUCUCAUCCAAGUGACAUGAUAAGAUUGUAUCAAACAACAAUACUUUCAGUAAUGGAAUAUGGGUGCCUCUGUUUCCGUUCAGCUGCGAACACUCACAUUAUUAAACUGGAACGGAUACAGUAUCGCUGUUUGCGAAUUGCCUUAGGUUGCAUGCAGUCGACCCAUACGAUGAGUCUUGAAGUACUAGCGGGAGUUCUUCCUUUAAAAGACCGAUUCUGGGAUCUCUCUUCUCGUUUACUUAUUCGAUGUGAGGUUAUGAAUCCACUGGUAAUUGAAAAUUUUGAAAGACUUGUCGAGCUUCAACCCCAAACCAGAUUCAUGACAGUGUAUUUCAAUCACAUGUCACAAGAAAUAACGCCUGCUAAGCAUGUUCCCACAUACGUCAAUAUACUAGAUAUUCCUGAAUCCACUUUAUUCUUCGACACGUCCAUGCAAACAGAGAUUCGUGGAAUUCCGGAUCAUCUACGCUCGCGGGAGAUCCCUAAAAUAUUCACAAGUAAAUAUCAACACAUAGACUGCCUUAAAAUGUUUUACACUGAUGGGUCACGAAUCAGUGAGGCCACUGGUUUCGGUAUUUUCAACAAUAAUUUUUCAAUUUCUCUCAAACUUGCAGAACCCGCCUCUGUUUAUAUAGCGGAACUAGCAGCAGUUCACUAUAGUUUGCAAAUAAUUAAUACUUUACCCCCGAACCAUUACUUUAUACUCACUGAUAGUCUCAGCACAAUUGCAGCUCUACGCUCAAAGAGGAUUGAUAAUCACGAUCCAUUCUUUUUGGGGAAGAUACGAGAAUCUCUGAGUAACCUAACAAGAAAAUGUUAUAAAUUUACCCUAGUGUGGCUCCCCGCCCAUUGCUCUAUUGCGGGCAAUGAGAAAGCUGAUAAUUUAGCCAAGAUUGGUGCACUAGAUGGUGAAAUAUAUGAAAGACCCAUCGCUUACAAUGAAUUUUAUAGCGCUUCUCGACAGAGGACACUUGCUAGUUGGCAAACAUCUUGGGACAAUGGAGAUAUGGGACGAUGGCUACACUCAAUUAUCCCUAAAGUAUCAACGAAGGCAUGGUUCAAAGGAUUGGAUAUGCGCAUCUCCGUCGUAUUGGGCUCGCUGAGGGUAAUCAUUGUGCUUGUGGAGAAGGUUACCAUGACAUUGAGCAUGUUGUUUGGUCCUGCACUGAAUAUCGUGAAGCCAGAUCACAAUUAGUAGAUUCUUUACAAGUCCGAGGAAGACCAAUCCAUGUUCCUGUUAGAGACAUCCUGGCGUAUCGCGAUCCUCUAUACAUGGAACUUAUCUAUCAUUUUCUAAAAACAGCGUCUGUCAAAAUUUAAUUAAAUUCUUUCCUUCAUACUCUCAUCCAAGGCUAAUCAUUCACCAAUUAAAGUGUCCUAGAAUAUUUAGUUUUUAAAUUUAGACAAUAACAGAAAAAAAGUAAAUAAAUGCACCCGAAAAUACUAGAUCAUUAUGAAAUACAACAAUGUAAGGAAAAAAGCAAACAAUAAAGUGAUUUCAGUGUUAGUUUUAGACAAAGUACUAGUAUAGUUAAAAUUAGUCUUAAGGAUUUUUGUAACGUGCUAUGUAAAAAAAGAAACUGGCGUAAAAAGCUUUUGCAAAUGCCGUGUCAAAUAAACGUAUGGAAAAAAAAAAAUAAGUUA
Messenger RNA from Topomyia yanbarensis, 1964 nucleotides. RefSeq lists its product as uncharacterized. The transcript is spliced from 2 exons. NCBI's taxonomy places the organism in Eukaryota, Metazoa, Arthropoda, Insecta, Diptera, Culicidae. Bases 337 to 1515 code for a protein of 392 amino acids. The record is from RefSeq and is a predicted model, not a curated record. Gene Ontology annotation, molecular function: nucleic acid binding; RNA-DNA hybrid ribonuclease activity.